AUCAGUACGCGUGACGUUACGUUGACAGUCGUGUCGAAUUUAUUUAACUAAAUUUUCUACAUUACUCUUGAUUUGUCAUAAUAAUAUAAAUUAAUAAAAUUAAAUUAAAAAUUUUAUCAAUGCACCACACUGAAUAUGAUUACAUUACUUCAAUUCAACUAAUACAUGAUUAUUUAAGGGAUCGUAGAAAGGUCCUUCGGUAAAAGAAUGUUGAGGUGACAUUUCUAGUUCUGCCAUGCGGAACAGGUCAGUUGGUAUUAUUUUUGGAUCUCUUGUCUUAUGGGGUGUGAUUACAUAUUUCUUAUUUCUUGAUCAACCAUCAAGCAAGGAUCACGGAAAGCAAUAUAAAAUUUCCAAACAAAUUACCAAAUUGGAAGAAAGACUAAAACAUCAAAUUGCAAUAAAUCAUGAAUUUUUUCAAAAUUUUGAAGAAACUCGUAAAAAGUUAAAAGAAAAAUUUUCUAUUGCUCGUCCAGAAAUAACCAUUCCAAAUAUUAAUCAAUUACAUAAAAUUAAUGUUGAAAAAGUCUUUGAAAAAAAUGUUGAUACAGAGAAACGGACAGAUUCUAAGGAUUUUCAAUAUUCUACAAAGACAGAAGAAAUAAUGAAAUUAAAAAAAUCUUUACCUAACGGAGAUCCAAUAAUAGCUGUACUGGUCUUUUCAUGCAAUCGCAUUACAGUUCAAAGAUGUUUGGAUCAAUUGAUAAAAUUAAGACCUAGUGCAUUGCAAUUUCCAAUCGUCGUGUCACAAGAUUGCGAACACGAACAAACUGCAGAAGUUAUUGCUAAAUAUGGAGAUCAAAUAUUGCACAUUCGGCAACCUGACCAAUCAGAUAUAGACAUUCCUCCUAAAGAGAAGAAGUUCAAAGGAUAUUUUAAAAUUGCGCGCCAUUAUGGAUGGGCAUUAAAUCAAAUAUUUUUUGAGCUCGGAUAUGAAACAGCAAUUGUGGUAGAAGACGAUUUGGACAUAGCUCCUGAUUUUUUUGAGUACUUUUUGGGUACUUAUCCUUUGCUAGUAUCUGAUCGUUCCUUAUGGUGUGUCUCGGCAUGGAACGAUAAUGGUAAAUCUGGUCUGGUGGAUGAGCAUGCACCACACUUAUUAUAUAGGACAGAUUUUUUUCCUGGUUUAGGCUGGAUGUUAACUCGCCAGUUAUGGCAAGAGCUUGCACCUAAAUGGCCCAAAUCGUAUUGGGAUGACUGGAUAAGACAACCAGAACAACGGAAAAAUAGAGCCUGCAUUCGGCCAGAAAUAUCGAGAACAAGAACUUUUGGGAAAAUUGGAGUUAGCAAUGGAUUAUUCUUUGAAAAACAUUUGAAAUUUAUCAAGCUGAACGAAAAACCUGUGCCUUUUACGAAGAUGAAUUUAACCUACUUGCUGAAAGAUAAUUAUGAUGUAUCUUUUAUGAAUGAAGUAUAUAACUCUAAGGUGAUUACUUAUUCAGAAUUAAAACAUGGACAUGCAACAACACCAAGUCCUGUUAGAAUAUUAUAUUAUUCACGACAGUUGUAUAAAAAUACCGCAAAAAUGCUUGGUUUAAUGGAUGAUUUUAAGAGUGGCGUACCAAGAACCGGAUAUCGAGGUGUUGUUACAUUUUUCUACAAUGGUAGAAGAGUUCAUUUGGCACCAGCUAUGAAUUGGAACGGUUAUGAUAUAACAUGGAGCUAACACAUAAUAGAUCAUUAUGAUUUGUAGAUUCUACAAAUAUCAUAAGGAUCUAUCCUUAUCAUUUUAAUAGACUGAAUGAACAUAUGAGUCACAAGGGAUUAACAAUAAGUCUAUAAUACCAAAUACUUAUUAAAUAAACAGCAAGAGCAGAGCUUCCAAUGCGUGCACAUCGUUUCUCUUAUGAAGUCUGAAACUACUAUUCAUUUCAUGAUGCUUUAUGAUGAAAACAAAACUAGUUUAAUUUAGAGAAAGAGAAA
Polistes dominula (European paper wasp) is the source of this 1923-nucleotide messenger RNA. It is a transcript of the gene Mgat1, whose product is annotated as alpha-1,3-mannosyl-glycoprotein 2-beta-N-acetylglucosaminyltransferase. Gene Ontology annotation, molecular function: alpha-1,3-mannosylglycoprotein 2-beta-N-acetylglucosaminyltransferase activity. Gene Ontology annotation, cellular component: Golgi apparatus. Gene Ontology annotation, biological process: protein N-linked glycosylation. The record is from RefSeq and is a predicted model, not a curated record. Lineage: Eukaryota; Metazoa; Arthropoda; Insecta; Hymenoptera; Vespidae.